UGUGUGUGUGUUAUGGCUGUCUGUAUGUCUAAUAUGGCUGGGAACUCUGAGAAACACACUUAAAGCAGUGUUUUCUGUAACACACGAGGCCUUUUGAAGUUGCUGUGUACCUUGAAAAUACCAUUAAUCUGCUGGCAGUAAGUUUAAUUUGUGGGACAAAGCUGAAAUUUCUCAGGUGGACAUGUAAUCCCAAGGGAAGAAGAAGUAAUGGUGUUGUAAGAGAAAUUUAGUGUGCGUUUUGUAACAAGUGCAACAGAAGAGUUGGCUAACCAGAAGUAAGAUAAUUCUGGAGACUUAAGUUGUGUGUGUGAAGGCGAUGCGGUGGCCUACUCGCAAGAGAUUUUCCUGUCACUUGUGUCCAGGUAGUGAGACAAUGCUCGCCUGCUCAUCUCGUGCUUAUUCUAGUGAUAAUAUUUAUGCUUACCCUUGUCCUGUCAUCGUUUGGAGGAUGUUAGACAGCAGCAAGGUAUCCCACACCUCAAGGUUAUGAAUAAACCUAAUAUAACUAGAUAUUUCUGAUCUCAUUGUGAUAACCAAGUCGUUAUAGUGAGGUUGAAAUUAGUGUUGAGUGUGUGUGUGUGUUCACUCGCGUGCAAAGAACACAAGUCAUUGUGACGACAUCCUCGUUAAUGUGACUACAGGCCUAAUCACCCUAGUGUGCUCGGGGCACAGUAAUCACCCCGGGGGCGGAAAAAGUCAAAUCACCAUCGUCAAAAAAAUACUCCCGGUGCAAGAAAAGCAUCUGUGCCGCGUUAGUGAUUUAGUAAAGUUAUGUGAGCAGUUGGUGCGGAUGAGAAGGUGCCAGGUGGGGGUGAAAGGUGUACGUUGGCACACUCUGGGUGCUGGAGCUGGCACUGGUGUUGCGGCACUUGUGUUCUGGGUGCCGUCUGUGUUUUAAGAUGAAGUUGUAAACAAGUGUAGUGUUGGAACACCAUCGUUCAGUCGGUUGGUGGAUGGCGUGAAGUUGUCGGCCCAGUUCCAGCACUGCUCUCGUCUGCUCCACUACCCACUGCUCUCAUCUGCUCCACUACCCACUGCUCUCAUCUGCUCCACUACCCACUGCUCUCAUCUGCUCCACUACCCACUGCUCUCAUCUGCUCCACUACCCGCAUCGUCUGCUCCACUACCCGCAUCGUCUGCUCCACUACCCGCAUUUUCUGCUCCACUACCCGCAUCAUCAUCUCCAUCCCCGCGUAAAGAGCUCGACUGGCAUCUGUUGCACGUGUGUGUGUGUGUGUGUGUGUGUGCAGCGGGGCGGCGCCACGGGCACAGGUGCGGGCAUGGUAGAGCAGCAACAGUGCCGGGUGCCGAGUUGCGUUACUGGCACCAGGAAGAUGGGCGUGCCCUGAGGGCACCGGCCUGGCACUGUGGCCCUCAGACCAUGCUGUGUGUGGCCACCAUGCGCACCGAGCUUGUCAACCUGGAAGGUGCCGACUCUGACUAUGUCUUCAUCAAUAACAUCAAUGGUGAUGAGAUAGUGGCGGUGUACUGCCUGCCUGCAGGUUGGGGCAGCCACAGCGAUGAGAUCAAGACGAGCCAAGGGGGCGUGUCCGGGGACGCCAACAGUGGGGACUCCGCCGUGCCAGGCGCGAUGCCUAUUGGUGGAGACCUGACGGUGGGCGGGGCCGGGGCGCCGCCGCAACCGCCCCUCCUGAACUAUGACCCGGAGUGCGCGCGCAUGGAGGCGUGGCUGGAUGAGCACCAGGACUUCGUCCAUGAUUACUUUAUCAGGAAGGCGUCACGCCACAUGGUGGACAUGUGGCUGGUGUCCCACGCCGUGCCCCAGAACAUUGGCGGCGGCGGCGUGUACAGCGGGGCGGCUGGCGGCGGCGGGGAGGCGGGCGGCGGAGCCUCGGGUCAGCCGCCGGGCUCCAGGACCUCCUCUGGCCCCGAGGCAGGCGGUGGUAGGCUGGCCAGGGCUCGCAGCUACGAGCCUCUCUUCACCAAGUCCACUACAGGAGCUGCCACGCCCGUCAGGAAGAUCUCCGCCCACGAGUUCGAGAAGGGCGGCCUGGUCAAGCCCAUCGUCACUACCAUAGACGGCACGCCCACCUUCCUCUCCCCGCCCGCCGCCUCUGAGAACGUCGCCAUCCUCGCCAAGGUGCGCCGCAAAUCUCGCACAGAGUUGAAGGGGCUGGACGAACGCCAGCUGAUCUUCGAACUGGUGAAGGACAUCUGCAAUGACCUGGACGUGCGCUCCCUCUGCCACAAGAUCCUGCAGAACGUCUCCAUCCUCACCAGCGCCGACAGAUGCUCGUUGUUUCUCGUCCAGGGUGACAAGGAGUCUGAGAACCGGUGCUUGGUCUCCACGCUGUUCGACGUGAACCCGGACUCAACUGUGGAGGAGAUGCAGGAGAAGGAGGAGAUCAGGAUCCCUUGGGGCAGCGGCGUCGUGGGCUACACCGCCCAGUCCGGAGCCAUGGUCAACAUUCCUGAUGCCUACGAGGAUCCUCGCUUCAACCCGAACAUUGAUGGCAAGACUGGGUACAAGACACGCUCCAUGCUGUGUAUGCCUAUCAAGGACAGUGCUGGCGAGGUCAUCGGGGUUGCCCAGGUGAUCAAUAAACACCAGGGUCAGAUCUUCACAACAGCUGAUGAAAAGGUUUUCGAGUCCUACUUACAGUUCUGUGGAAUUGGCCUCAGAAAUGCUCAGCUCUAUGAGCGUUCUCAGCUAGAAGUAAAAAGGAAUCAAGUGCUACUAGAUCUGGCGAGAAUAAUAUUUGAGGAGCAGAGCACAAUAGAGCAGAUGGUGUAUCGCAUCAUGACACACACGCAGAGCCUCCUGCAGUGUGAACGGGUUCAGAUUCUUCUGGUACACGAAGCAUCUCGGGGAGCUUUUUCACGGGUAUUUGACCUGGAAGUGAAGGACCUACAAGGUGAUGAUGCAGAGAGCCGCACUAGUCCCUUUGAGUCUCGCUUCCCUAUCAAUAUUGGAAUUACUGGCCAUGUAGCCACAACAGGAGAGACUGUAUGCAUUGCUGAUGCGUACGAAGAUUCCAAAUUUGACGAGUCGGUGGACGAGAACACGGGAUUUCGUCACCGAUCUGUACUAUGCAUGCCAAUUAAAAACACUGCUGGGAAAACUGUAGGUGUUGUGCAACUCAUCAACAAGUUUGAUAAUCUUCCUUUUACUAAAAAUGACGAAAACUUCCUGGAAGCCUUUGCCAUUUUCUGUGGCAUGGGCAUCCACAACACUCACAUGUAUGAAAAAGCUAUUACAGCAAUGGCUAAACAGAAAGUUACAUUGGAAGUUCUUAGCUAUCAUGCUACAGCCCCCAGAGAAGAUGCCUUAAGACUAAUGAAAUUAAAAAUACCAUCAGCUCAAGCCUUCAAGCUGUAUGACUUCAAGUUUGAUGACUUCAGUCUUGAUGAUGAUGGAAGCUUAAAGGCUUGUUUGAGAAUGUUCUUAGACCUUGAUUUGAUUGGAAGGUUCCACAUAGAGUAUGAGGUUUUGUGCCGGUGGUUGUUAAGUGUCAAGAAGAACUACCGUAACGUGACCUAUCACAAUUGGCGGCAUGCUUUCAACGUUGCCCAGAUGAUGUUUGCCAUUAUCACAACUACACAGUGGUGGAAGGUUUUGGGUGAAUUGGAAUGCUUGGCUCUUUUGGUGGCGUGUUUGUGUCAUGAUCUCGACCACCGAGGCACAAACAAUUCCUUCCAGAUCAAGGCAUCAUCACCUCUGGCUCAGCUGUAUACAACAUCAACUAUGGAACAUCACCACUUUGAUCAAAGUGUUAUGAUCCUCAACUCUGCAGGGAAUCAGAUCCUUAGCAACUGCACCCCUGAUGAGUACUCGAGGGUGAUCAGUGUCAUGGAAGAUGCAAUCCUUGCUACCGACUUGGCAGUCUACUUCAGGAAGCGCGGAGGAUUCUUCUCUAUGGUGAAGGGAAAACAAUAUGACUUCAAGAAGGAAGAGUGUAGAGUCCAGCUUCGUGGUAUGAUGAUGACUAUCUGUGAUAUUGCUGCUAUUACUAAGCCGUGGGCAAUCCAGAAACAGGUUGCUGAGCUUGUAGCUGGAGAAUUCUUUGAGCAGGGAGACAUUGAAAAAGAAGAGCUAAAGAUUACUCCAAUUGAUAUGAUGAAUCGUGAGAAGAAAGAUAAACUCCCACAGAUGCAAGUUCUCUUCAUAGACUCAAUUUGCCUACCAGUGUAUGAGGUCUUUGCUGACUUGACGUCUGAAUUAAAACCAUUGCUCGAAGGGGUUGUGGACAACAGGAAGAACUGGCAAAUGCUUGCCGAUGAAGCCCUGAACAAGGACAGACCUAACAAUAACAACAACAACAACACCAACAACAAUAAUAAUAGCGAUGAUGCAGGUAUGGGUGUUGAAACUGCACCAUCUAGUGACUAAUCAGUGGCCAUAAGAGGAACCAUUAUAUUAGAUUGUACUAAUACCUGCGAUAGUCCUUCCCUAUGCAGGAUACAGAAAUUAAAACAACCACCAGUUAGUAUCAUCCAACCUGUGAAAGGGUUAUUGAAACUGAACAAUUUGUUUGUUUCACACGUUGUUAAUAAAGGAUGAUAAUCAUACUGGGACCCCAUUUCAGUGUACAAAACCUCCUUUUAGGUGCUAGAAUAGAUAAAAAAAAUCAGGUUCAUGUAACACUAGUGGUCACUCAGAUGUGAUUACACAUACAUCGUCAGGUGAGUGAAAUCAGUGCAUGCAAGCAGUUGUGUUCUUUAUAACUGCUUGUUGAAAUAGUUGAUCUGCAUUAUACUGUCUUCAGGAAAUUGUGUUCUGUGUAGUAUGUCAGAUUAGAAUUUUUUAAUGACAAAUGUGCGUAUCCUCUUUAAAUCUGGGAAGAAUUGGACAUGUAUGCAAAUCAAUGCAUAAAACUGACUAAAACGGUAUGUUCUGUUGCACAUAACAGGGCUAAAGUGUAUUUUGUUUAUGCCUAAGGAGCACAAAACGGACCUUUAUGCAGAAAAAAAAGGAGAGAACUGCUGAAAACCUUAGUAACAGAUGCAACAGCUUCAGGAGUUAGAGGUAGUUAUUUAUAGGUUUAAAAUAUGCUGUGAAUGUAAAUUUCACAGGCAUUUUUUUUCAUUAUUAAUAAUUUAUCAGUCCUGAAUAUUGAUUUGCAACAAAUUUAGGUAUAAGAUUUUUUUUUUACUUUUUUAUGGACAUGUCACUUUUAAAGUUUGCCAAGAUUGAAAUUACUAGAUUUUGUUUAUUUAUAUGUCUUGGCAAACAUAUGCAUGUCUAAAACUUCACCCAAAGUUUGCACAAAUAUUACACUUGUCAAGUUGCUGUUUCUCCCAGUCUUCAAAGAAUCAGGGUUUGGGUAGCAUGUGUCGUCUGUCCUUGUCACAGAUCUUACACAGACCUUGUGUAAAAUACAGAAGGAAUACACAAAAAGUGCACAGUUUAGUGAUAUAGAGCCUCGUUAGACAAUCCCUGAUAGUGAUGGAAUUAGUGUAUAUUUUUAAUUGUACUUACUUUACAUGGUACUUCUAUAUAUAUAUAUUUAUUUAUUUUCCAAUUACUUUCCAAAAUGUGUUCUUAAUUUAACUUUAGCAGAAAAUAGAGUAAAUAUUCAGAUGUUGGUAUACAUGUUUUAAUUUAUGAUACUGAGCAUGAGAGAGAGGCCUAAACAUGUUUCCUAUAGUAAAAAACUCAUUAGUGCAAAUUUUGAUUAGAAUAUUAUAUAGAAAUGUGAAGAACUUGGUGUUAAAAGUUCUAGUAAAUUUUAAUAAUUUAAAUAUAGAUGUUGCCAUUACUGUAUUGAAAUGUACAUAAACAUUCAAAGGUCUGUAAACACAGUGCUACGAAAUGCAGCAAAAAAAUCACGCAGGAAAUUCUAGCGUUUGUUUCAACUGUUUAAACCUUUUUUCAACAAAUUUAAGCCUAAUUUGACAACUGUUGUGACCUCUUAGCUAUCUGUACUUGACAAAUUUGUUGUCUGUUAAAUGUUACAUAUGAAACAAACAGGAAAUCUGAUGUAUGAUACAAAACAGAUACCAGCUCUUCCGUACACAAACUGUAUUAUGCUUCUGGAUACACUGUUUAAAAAUUUGUCCGAGAACUUGUUUUCAACAUAUAAAUUAAAAGCAGACAUAAUUACCAGUGUCCUCAAAGUAACUGUUGUACAAUUUUUCUUUAAAUAAUAUUAUUAAGAACCCUUAUUAGAUUUCAAGACUAAUUAAAUUAGAUUUUACCUUUACGUGUGAAACAUGAAACGCAAUACGAGAUAGUUAAUAGUAUAUUACAUACUUAAUGCUCAGUUUUCUUUACACAUUCAGCUUAGAUGUGCCAUUUCUAAAAAUAGAUUGCUAUGAGCAAAUGCUAUUCUCGGAAGAAUUUUUCAAUGUGUAAUUUACCUCAGUGGUGAAACUAUUAUAGCAAUAUAAAUCUUUCACUAAAAAAAAAAAAAUUAGUAAUAUUUUUGUGUUAACUGAAUGUGUAAAGCAAACAUUUUUACCACAUCGUUGAAAGGCUUAAAUUUAUAUCAUGUUGUGGCAACAUAAAUGCUGAAACUAUUUUCAAAGCAUUGUGUGUUUACUGGACCGCAUUGUUUAUAUGCAUACAAUAUCUUGGUCAUGUGAAAUCUGAUCAGAUAGUAUUAUAAAGCAACUGAUAAAAGUAUAAAUCAUAAGGUCGGGAAACAUAAGUUAGUACUUCAACAACCAAAACUGCUACUCAAAAGCUUCAGAGCUAUUUGUAAUAAAUGUCAACAUGAUGGGCACUCGGGAAGAUGAUUAGUUGACAAGUUGAGCACUUGGAAAAGUCCUAUGUUCAGUUAGGAUAAGCUUUAUUAUUUACGAGAUAAUUUUAUACACUAAAGGAUAACAAUGUCGUCUGGCAAAGUGUGCUCAAAAAACUUAACAAGAAAUUUGCUAUAUUCCCAUAAUUGUGCUCAGAAAAGUGAAGUUAACGUUAGUUGAAAUUGUAUUAUUUAUAUAGUUAAAAGUUGAUUGAAUAAAAAAAUCAGACCUACUGCCCAUCUGCAAGAAUACUGCACUUGUGUAUGCUUUGUCCAAUUACACGUUGUAUUUAGCUUAGUCUUAGAAGCACAAAAAUUUAUUUUGGAACUAGGGUACAGGAUUUCAAAACCUCAUUUCCAAAUUCACAAAUUAUAUUACUAGAUAAUGUCUUACUUAUUAAGUUUCAUUACUAGGUCAUUAAAUACAAGGUUCUUAUGCUCAGGGUUAUUUAGAUUUGAAACUUCUUGACAACAGGCAUCCACUAUGUUUAUCCUGUUGGCUUAAGUGUUUUAUAUUGUAGAAUGUAUUAGCAAAUGCUCAAAGGUUUAAUCUAAGUCUUUUGCAUACUUAUUGCACUAAAUUAAUUGCAAGAAUAUUUUAUGUUUCACCAGAUAUGACAUAAAAUACACAGUUGAGAAAAGAUGGCAUUCUCGUGCAUAAUAAAUGCAACCUUUUUUUAGGGACUACUUUUGCAUUUUGUGUGUGUGCAUGUGUGUGUGAUUAUAUAUAAUCAAACACACACACACACACACACAUUUUUAUAUAUAUAUAUAUAUAUAUAUAUAUAUAUAUAUAUAUAUAUAUAUAUAUAUAUAUAUAUAUACUGUAUAUAUGAGAUUAUUCAUGUGUAUUAAACCUAGUCAUUAUUCUGUAAUGUUCAUGUAUUCAUAUGUGAAACACAAAUCACAUUUUUAUCCAGGUUCAAAACAUUAUUUGUAAGUCAGGGCAUUCACCACUCAUUGUGCGGUACAGAAGGAUAUAAUCAAAGAAUUACACUAAUGAGAAAUUUAAACAAUUAAACUACACUACCUAGAAAAUUAACAAGAUCUUCUAUUGUAAACAAUGCUUUCAACCCUUUGUAUUAGCACAAUGCCCACAGUGAGUGAAAGAAUGAGUUUAGUUAUACAACCCAUUUAAAAACCCAUUCUGUAUACUUAUAUCUUAUGUUGUAAUCAUGUGUGUAUAUAUUCUAAAGUUCACAAAUGAAAUGCUGUUAGCUCUUCAGUUGGGAAAACAUCUGUGAAGUGUUAUAUAUAAAUUAAAUAUAAAUGAAUAAGUUGGUUUCAACAGUGUUGGUACUGAAAAUGCAGCUUGAUAAUUGGUCACAGAGUAUAGAACAGUAUGCAUGUUGAUUUAUAUUUUGGGUUUUCAUGGCUUGCUGGUGGAUACAGAUAAAAUUUCAAUGUCGAUUAAAGAAGGGAUUUAGUGCAAUUUGAUUCAAAUUAAACUUUUUUGGUUAAUUACUUUACAUUAAUUUGUGUAAGAAAGGCUUUAAAUUUGUAUUUGGUGUUUCCUACUCCAUAAUAACACUUUCGUAUUCCAAGGAUGCUAAAAUUGCAUCUGUAAUCCGACAGUAAAAGUUCUGACGACACUAAAGAAAUGCAUCGUCCAAUUGGUAUUCAUAAACAUUCAGAUAUUCAUCUCUGUCACGCAUAAUUUACUUAAAUACAUUUUUGUGUUUGCAUCUAUUCUAUUCAUUUGUGAACAUUUUGACACCAAAUUUAUAUAUAACCCAAAAAUAACUUCGAAAAUAUAGUGAAAGUUUCUUGAACAAUAUUGUUUGCAUUGCUAAGUGGCCUUGAGAACCCAGAAUGUUUACACUUGGGAACACAUGGAGAGGCUGAACUGCCAAAGUGUUGAUGAGAUUUUAAUGGUAGUGCAUUAAAUGUUUUAAAAGUACAAGAAUACCAGCACAUAAGUAACUGACAAUGCCAGUAGUGUGUGUGUGUGUGUGUGUGUAUAUAUAUGAUGUGUAAAAAAUAUAUAUAUAUAUAAUGUACACUCCAGUAUAGAAUGGAAAAUAAGCCUUCCAUAUAGAAUGGGAAAAAUUUAUGCAUGCACACCUCAGUGUGUGUAUAAACAUACACAUAAAGGAAUAGGUAGUACCAGAAACUCAUACAUAUAAAGGAAUAGUAGUGCCAGAAAAAUACAUCGAUAAUUUAUCAUAACAAACAAUUCGGAGAAUAUGCUCCCUCAGUCCUAAAACAAAGGAAUAUGCAGCAAAGUUAGCUAAAAAUCAUUAAAGUUAAAAUUUAUAUAAAUCAGUAUCCAUUAACAAGACCAUGAUAAAACUUUAACAAGAAAUAUACAAAGUAAACAGAAAACAUUAUAUGUAAAAUAGAGAUAAAACAUCAAAAGAUGUAGCAAACUACAACAAAACAAAAAUUAGUGGGUGAACAGUAGAGUUGAACAGUUGGAAUUGUUUAAGAUGGUGGUCUCAUUUUGUUUACAGUAAAUAUACAUUUCAAGAUGUUGAAAUAUAGUCGAUGAGAAUUGGAAGUCAGAACAGUGAAAUUGCUGUGAGGGGGGGGGGGGGGGGGGGGAAAUUUUGAUCAAUUUUGAUCCGAAAUUGCUCCAUUUCGUCACGGUGAUCUCCAAUAGCAGAAAAUUCAAUUUGCCUAAAGGCCAAUCCUGUGUAGUAUGGGAUACCUGUGUGACAAGAGAUUACAGUUCAAACUUUUAAAAAGCUAAAAUCCGAGGUCACCAGAUCCAAAGUCAAAAGGCAAAGGUUCUUAUGUAAUUAAAUAGUUUCCAAUAGUAUGAUUAUUGGUAAACACAAACGAAGCUAAUUUGUGAAUAGGAAUGUCAAAGAAUAUUAUGAAGAUUUUCAGUGAUAGCUAACAGUAUCCAAAUAAGGAAAUUUGACGAUGAAUAUCUUUAGGGACUGCAGGAAUUUUGAAGAGGGAUAAAAAUUUAGCAUUCAAGAAUUUCCCCAAAAUCCUGUAAAAAAAUUUUCCAAGCAAAGUAUUUUACUGAAUUUUAAGCAAGUUCUUAAACAAGUUUUUGGUACAGUACUGUUAACUAUCACUGAAAGAAACUUAAUAAUAUUCUUAGACAAUUCUAUUCACAAAGUAGAUUUCAGUUUGUUUACCAAUAAUCAUACUACAUACUGGAAACUAUUUAAUUAUAUAGACAACCUUUGCCUUUUGACCUCAGAUCUGGUGGUGGUUAGCUUUUUAAAUGUUCUGUCAUGCUAACACAUACUCAAGGGCCGUGAUGAGGGUUCGAACUUAUGCCCGGGAUGAUCCCAGACGCGCCUUCGUCAACUGUGCCACAACAUGGUCAAAAGAAUUGCAAACUGGAGUGCUACUGCCCUCAUGAGGAUCCUGCAGCUUUUCUGAAGCACAAACUGGGGUUUCACACAAUUCCCCUCAUGCACCUGGGCUCUGUUAGUCAGUCUGGGUGCAUGGGGGAAUUGUGUGAAACCCCAGUUUGUGCUUCAGAGAAGCUGCAGGAUCCUCGUGAGGGCAGUAGCACUCCAGUUUGCAAUUCUUUUGACCAUGUCGUGGCACAGUUGACUAAGGCACGUUCGGGAUAAUCCCGGGCGUAGGUUCGAACCCUCAUCACGGCCCUAGUGGAUUUGUUCACUUGAUACAAGGCACACAGAAAUCACAAUAGCAAUAUGUUCAUUGCAUGGGAGCAUGCCUCAUGACACCUUGAAAACCGUAUGUGCGAGCUCAGGUCUCUCUCACCACACAGGUUUGUGCCAUAUGCAAGUUGCGUCCUUCGCUAUUAGAAAUCACCGUGAAUAAGCCAUCCUCACAGCAAUUUCAUUGUUCUGGCUUCCAAUUCCUAUGAACUAUAUCACAGCAUCUUGAAAGUGUACCUGAAUAAACAAUGUGACCGAGUUAAACAAUUCUGGGUCUUCUACUCGACUGUUCACUCACUAAUUUUUGCCUUGAUGUGAUGUCUUGUUUUGUUUUCUAUAUUGUACAUAACCUUUGCUCUUUUUGUUUGUAUAGGUUUUAUUGUCUUAGUCAAUUUAAUCGAUGUGGAUUUACUUUUAUGGAUGAUUAUGUUCGGUUUUACCACUGAUGGAGUAUAUUCUCUGAAAUGUUUUGAAUAAAAUUAAGAUGCAUCUCUCAGAUGCUAUUGUUCCUCAUAAGAAUGAAAUUUCCAAGAAGAUCAGAUAUAUAUACACACACACAGUACUGUGCAUGUUCCUUCACAGUAAAUUUGAUAAUAUAUACUGUAAUCAUAAAUAUAUUAGUUUGAGUGUGCAUUCCCACAUUAUGCUAUUAUUCUUCGUUACAAUGGGUGCCCUAACAAUAUUAGGGCACUAGUUCUAUCUACAUGAACAAUACUACAACAGUAUUUAUUUACAAAAACUAAUGUUAAAAUGAAUAUUUAACAGGAUGUUUAUUAUUGGACAUGUAUAUGCACAGAAUAAUACUUAAUUCAUGUAAUGUUAGGAAGCUUUGCUUCAUUCUAAAAUGAAACUCAUUCAAGAACUUAACCAAUUUGUAAAAAUGGAAAAUAAGAGAAACCACACAUUAUGUAUACGUUUCAUACAAUUUUAUAUACAUGUUUAAUAAUAAAUAUACACACAAAACAGCAGAAAUUCUGAAAUGUAUGUGUUAAGCAAUACAGUAGUUUGGAGACUACAGUAUGUUAUGCGAAAUAUUUUUUUAAUGUGAAUGGUAUAAGCUGUAUUUUUGUGAACAUGUCCUGUCUCUGGCCUUCAACUGAGCAUGACGUAUCUGUGUUUCAAAGUGCCAUUUUCUACUGUAAUCUCUCGAGUCAAACCAUAAAUGAUUAAAGUGGGCUAAAUAAACUGAACUGAUCAAA
Molecule: messenger RNA, 11493 nt
Organism: Procambarus clarkii (red swamp crayfish)
Lineage: Eukaryota; Metazoa; Arthropoda; Malacostraca; Decapoda; Cambaridae
Source: RefSeq, a predicted model, not a curated record